UGGGGAGGCAGCAGAGAGAGGCCUUUCUCCCUGGAUAACCGUUGGGGCCUCAGUCGGGGCGGGGAGCGGGAGGAGGCGGCAGUGGGGCCUCUUCUGCGUCUCUCUCUCUUUGCAGAUGGCACCGCCGGGGGCCCUCCGGAACCCCCCCAAGGUAGUAUCUUCAGGAAGACUUACUGGAUCAAAUAAACUCACCGGUGGGAAAAAACAGGUUGGUCUGAGAAAAGUGGCACAUUCAGAUGCUGACUGUGGUUAUUCUCUGUAUUCCACAGACUCUGAAGAUCAGGUUGCAACUAUUCAUCAUGGCCUCGAUCGUUGUGCAGCUUUACUAAAGGACAUAUUACAAAAUGAUUCUGAAGGUACGGAGACAGUCUGUCGAAAGGCAGGAAAAGCAGCUGUUGUCAGAACAACUGGCAGACCUUUACUCAGUAAAGUAAGUGGUUUGAAGAAGAGAGGGCCAAAGAAGAAACCUGUUUCUACAAAUGUACAUAAGGAAAUAGUGCCUGUGUUAACUAGGAAGACUGCUUCGGGUAAUCUGAAUGCAGGUGGAAAAGAGGCAGCCACUGUGAACACUGAACAAACUCUUACUGGUCAAGCAGUUUAUAUACCUUGCUCUCAACAUUCUCCUGUAAUGCAUCAGAAACUCUGUGAGCAGAUACAGACACAAAUGUCUCUGCUGAAUAUGCAGCUUCCACAGAAGUCUGAUGACAUUCCUGAAGCACCACUUUCCAUCAUUCCUGAAAAUGGAACACAUCAGCCUGUUACUGCAUUCAACAGUCGUUUACCUUCUUCUACACCAGCUUUGUCCCCACAGCAUGCAGCUAAUCCUACAGUUAUUCAGCCUGGUGUUUCCAUAAACAACUGUGGCCAGUGUGCAUCACAUAUAGGACCUGUGCUUUUGCCAACAACUUUCACUGAUUCAACUUCUACUCCCCAAGUGCAGCCUACUGCAUCAUGUCCCCAUAUGAUUCCUUCUGCUGUUAGUGAUCUUGUACCAUCUACAGUCCCUGCUGUACUUCCUAGCAGAGAGGCUUUGUCAGAACAAAGAAACCAGGAGCAGUGGUUUAAAGAGGCAGAUCUCAUAAAGUGUAUUCAAGCACACCUAGCUGUAUUGCAGGCACAUGAAAAGAACAAUGGAAAAAACAAUGAAAAGUGCCAGGACAUUGAUCAAAUACAGUCCAAGCCCUUCAGUGUGAGAGAAGAAGAUACUGCUGAAGAAUAUAGUGAGAGUAUUCCCAGUGAAGAAGAGGACUUGGAUGGAGUUGAUAUGGCACCAGUGAGAGACACAGGCUGUCAGACUAGUUUUGACAAGGAAGUUUUAAAGCCAAAAAACCCAAGCUUGCAAAAAACAGUUCAAAAAAUGAAAACAUUGAAGUACCUUUUAGGAGAGCUGAAGACCCUCCUAACAGAUCAUGAUGACUCAGAAAUGUUGAGACUGCUUGUUGAAGUUGAAGACACUGUAUCACUCUUGCCUGCUGCUGCUGGAAAUACAAAUGUGCAAGCAGAAGUAGCACUUGCUCUUCAGCCUCUCAGAAGUGAAAAUGCCCAGUUGCGCAGAAGAUUAAGAAUACUGAAUCAGCAGCUCAAAGAUCAAAGGAGAGCUGAAAAGGAGUGUAAUCUGGACAGCAACUUUGAAUUUAUCUCCCUACGGUCUCUGAAUGUGACAUUGCAGGCUCAACUGAGUGAAUCUGUAAAAAGCAUUGAGUCACUGCAAAAUAAAAAUGAAGAGCUCAUUAAAAUCUUAGAAAGCCAAAAAGAAGAAAACAAAAGACAAACUAGAAUAAUCCACGAGCGAGAACAAGAGCUGCUUGAAAGGAGACAGCAGCAUGAUAUUGAAUCAACAAAGCUUAAACUUGAAGCAGAUGAGAUGUUGACCAACAUUAAGCAUUUCCAAUAUAAGUUAGAAGCUGCUGAGAAAGAGAACCAGAUUUUGAACAUAACAUUGCGGCAACGAGAUGCAGAAGUUAAUAGACUGCGUGAAUUGACUCGGGCUUUGCAGGGCAGUAUGUCCAAACUUCUUGCUGAUCUCACUGUGGACACUGCUGCACCAAAACAUGAAAGGAGCCUGUCAAAAGCUGUCUUGGAAUUUCAUGAGAAACAGCUGCAGCCAGAGGCAUACCCUCUAAGUGAUUCCAUAAUGAACUACCUCAAAAAAUUAGAAACUGAUCCUGUUAUGAUAAAUGCAGAAGCUCUCUUAUCAAAGACAGAGAUGAAAGAGCCAAAUCAAGCAGAUGACAUCAGGGCAGCAGAUUACUCUUCUCAAAAGAGUUCUAUUGAAGAGGAAAUUGUGGCUCCCAGGAAUGUUUUUACCUUUCUGAAGCCUGAUGUUGAAGGAGCCAGUAACUCAAGUACUUUAGUGGAAGGACCUGGGCCGGAUGAGACUAUUUACAUUACAUUGAGUGGCAAUCCAUCUCAAAACCCAGCAACAACAGCUGAGAGAAGGACAGACACACAACGCCAAGUCCCCAAAAAACUGAACUGUGACUUGAUUGAUUCUAAGCAAACAAGUAGAUUUGGGGUAAUGGACAACAAAUUCUACAGUAGCUAUUGUCCAAAAAAGACUGUUGAAAAUAAAGCUGAAACUUCAGGAAGGACAGCAGUGCUGGAAGGCAAGAGGUUCCAGUUGCAGCCAAAAGAAACAAUCAGUGGAGCUGCUAAAGUGAUUUCGGACAAUCCAGACAGACUUCAUCCUGAUAAAUUCCUUUAUGUUCCCAUUUCACAUCAGAAAGAAAAUAUGCACGGCAAAGACGCUGGAAUUUCUGCUCCUGAUUCCAGUUUUUCAACUUUUGACUGGAUGUCAGGAAAAUCUGAAUGUACUGUAUCUUCCUUUUCAACAUUCACAUCUAGAGAUGAAGAAGACUUCAAAAAUGGCCUAGCAGCCUUAGAUGCUAACAUAGCUAGACUGCAAAAAACUUUGCAGAAUAGUUUGAAAAGAACUGCAACUCCUUAAAUGAAUUUCUUCAGAACAGGUGGUGGUGGUGGUGGUGGUGGUGGUAGACACUUCUUUGAAAUAUGGAUUAUUUAUAAUACCAUUUGUACUGUAUUUUUAUAGCUGGGUGCCCCUUGAAUUGUUGAUGAAAAUUUUUACUUAUUUUCUUACUGAUAAAUCAAAGGUGUUUCACAAGUGAAAAUUAAUUAAUGAUUAAAAAAUUAAGAAUGUAAUUUAAUGUAAAGAAAUUUAAUUAUUCUAAUAAAGAAGAACCUCUUUAAU
Messenger RNA from Sceloporus undulatus (fence lizard), 3208 nucleotides. It is a transcript of the gene CCDC14, whose product is annotated as coiled-coil domain containing 14. The transcript has 13 exons. The record is from RefSeq and is a predicted model, not a curated record. NCBI's taxonomy places the organism in Eukaryota, Metazoa, Chordata, Lepidosauria, Squamata, Phrynosomatidae. Gene Ontology annotation, biological process: protein localization to centrosome. Gene Ontology annotation, cellular component: centriolar satellite. Bases 116 to 2947 code for a protein of 943 amino acids.